AUGUAUCAACAGCUAGAAGCUCUCCAUCCACGGCUAUCCAUGGCGGCUUUUGGGAUUCAAAGGCAGAUGCUUGAGGUCACAGUUGUUAGAUGUAUCAGGUUAAAAGACACAGAAUGGAGGAUAUCAAGGCAAGACCCAUACGUCUGCAUUGAGUAUGGUAGCACCAAGUUCAGGACAAGUACCUGCACAGAUGGAGGAACAAACCCUGUUUACGAGGAGAAGUUUAUGUUUAAUCUCAUUGAAGGGCUUCGAGAGCUAAAUAUCAAUGUCUGGAAUAGCAACACCUUAAGCAGUGACGACUUCAUCGGUCGCGGAAAGGUUCAAUUGCAGAAGGUUCUUUCUCAGGGAUUUGAUGAUACUUCAUGGACAAUAGUUGAUAGAAAAGAGAGAUUUUCAGGAGAAGUCCAACUAAUGUUGCAGUACACCCAUGCCUCCGAGAGAUCAAUGGCAAGCAAAGGCUAUUCUUUUACCCCGGGGCCACCACCACCAGGGACAACCACUAUUUACCCUUACCUGAUGCCCACAACCUAUUGUCCUGCUCCAACACCUUACCCUUCGUCAUAUCCCCCUAAUGGUAUAGCAGCUCAUUCAUCCUCCACAUAUCACCCAACUACACUACAAGCAGCCUAUCCACCACAGCCGUAUCCACCACCCACACAAACAUACCCACCUCCCACUCAAACAUACCCACCACAGCCAUAUCCACCACCCAAACAAACAUACCCACCACCCAAUCAAACAUACCCACCACCCACACUAAUAUACCCACCACCUCCACCAGGCUAUCAACCGGGUACUUCUCUUAGAGCUUUUUCAUGCAUUUUUACUGAACUGACUGUAAGACUGCAUAUCUGUAGUUUCUAAUCAGCUACUAUGUGCUCACCUUGCAGUGCCACGUCCAGUGAUCUAUCAACCAUUGCCAUACUGGGAUAGAGCUUCCCCUGUUUCCAAGUGAGGAGCACCAUUAUAGACAUUUGGUGCACCAUUUUUAUUACCAUUAGUUUAUUACAAUAUUUUUUUUUAUUAUUAUUUUUUUUUUACAAAUGAUAUAUUACAUUUAAAUUUUGCUUCAUGUAAAUUUUUUUAAUAUUAAUUCAAUGAA
Macadamia integrifolia is the source of this 1102-nucleotide messenger RNA. RefSeq names its product pollen-specific leucine-rich repeat extensin-like protein 4. The transcript is spliced from 6 exons. The record is from RefSeq and is a predicted model, not a curated record. Lineage: Eukaryota; Viridiplantae; Streptophyta; Magnoliopsida; Proteales; Proteaceae. Bases 1 to 864 code for a protein of 287 amino acids.